Molecule: messenger RNA, 2638 nt
Organism: Neoarius graeffei (lesser salmon catfish)
Lineage: Eukaryota; Metazoa; Chordata; Actinopteri; Siluriformes; Ariidae
Product: basic immunoglobulin-like variable motif-containing protein
Exons: 10
Coding region: 348-1862 (504 amino acids)
Biological process (GO): nucleotide-excision repair
Cellular component (GO): nucleus
Molecular function (GO): DNA endonuclease activity; single-stranded DNA binding
Source: RefSeq, a predicted model, not a curated record
UUUUAUCAUCACCUUUCUCAGGCUUUUAGUAAACACGUGCCUCGUAAUAAUGACGAAUUUCUGGUUUUAGUACCAUUAUACAAGCUUUACAUCAAAUUUCAAGUUAGAAUUGCUCGUCUCCGGCAUCGCAAAUUUGUCAUAUAUAUUUGAACACCCCUCUUUUAUUUUCCGUUUGGAAUCAACCAGUAACUGAGCCCCUUUAACAGAAGGCCAGUGUAUUAUUAAGGAAUCGCGUUGUUAUUAUUUUUAAAUCGUUUGUUGAUGCGGUAUUUAUUACGUGAAGGGCCAAGCAGUCACGUCAGACCAAAACGGACCAACAGGCAAUCUUCUUGUCAUCCAAGUGUUCAAUGCCUAACACUGCAGAAAGUGAAGGCGGUAACGUAUCUGGUGCCAAGGAUCCGGCGCCUCCAUCAAGGUUGCCGGGCCAAGACAAUGAGCACGGCUUCUUGAACCCUUUCAGCCGUGAUUCGCUACGCACCAGACGGGCCUCCAGUGCCGAGCUGCAGCUCCCAUGGACAUGCCCGGUCACACAUUCCCGGGAGAAAUUCUACACAGUGUGUUCUGAUUAUGCACUGCUCAAUCAAGCCCGGCCAGUCCUCACCCCGAGAGAUGUUCCCCAGUCCUGCCAUGACGGCAGUACACUACUGAGUCAAUCAAACACCAUCACUUUCUCCCAGGGUCAGGCUGGAGGAAUCCAUACACCUUCACGUGAUGCCGGUGAUCUAGAAGAGACACUGUCCAGCAAUUCCAAGCCCAUUUUAGCCUGGGAGAUUGACACCACCGACUUUGAUGCCGUUUUAACCCGAAAAACCAGGACAGGUAAUAUAAAGAAAUUUGCCUUGAAGAAAAUGAAGUCAUCUGACCGAUCAAGCAGAAACGUGCUGGAUCUUCCACCACAGGCAUCUCUGGAAGAAAUCAAGCAAAGAAAAGUCCUGGACUUGCGCAGAUGGUACUGCAUCAGCCGCCCUCAGUAUAAAACAUCAUGUGGUAUUUCUUCACUCAUCUCUUGCUGGAACUUUCUGUACAGUACCCUCGGAGCUGGAAGCCUUCCACCCAUUUCCCAGGAGGAGGCCUUACAUAUUCUUGGUUUCCAGCCUCCAUUUGAAGAGAUCAAGUUUGGACCAUUUACUGGGAACGCCACUUUAAUGAGAUGGUUCAGACAGAUCAAUGACCAUUUCCGUGUUCGAGGAUGCUCUUAUAUUCUAUAUAAACCCCAUGGGAAGCACAAGACUGCAGGAGAGACGGCUGAAGGUGCUUUGCUUAAGCUGACCCAGGGAUUGAGAGAUGAAUCUAUGGCCUAUAUUUAUCACUGUCAGAACCACUACUUCUGUCCUGUAGGCUUCGAAGCUACACCUUUAAAAGCAGCUAAAGCUUACAGAGGACCACUUGCUCUGAAUGAAAUGGAGCAUUGGAUUCUUAUUGGGGAACCAAGCAGGAAACAUCCUGCCAUCCACUGUAAAAAGUGGGCAGAUAUUGUGACUGACCUCAACACACAGAAUCCAGAAUACUUGGACAUUCGCCAUACAGAAAGAGGCAUUCAGUUUCGCAAAACCAAAAAGGUGGGAGGCAACCUACACUGUCUCAUGGCCUUCCAGAGGGUGAACUGGCAGAAAAUUGGACCUUGGGCACUAAACCUGGAGAACCUGAGGCACGAUAACCACCAACAGGGAGCAGAUCAGAGGAGCCAGACUUCAGCAAGGGAGGCUGUAGACGAUAGCGAGGGCAAACAUGGGCACCUGGGCCGCUCUCACAGCACAGGGAAUCAGAAAUCUGAGCAAACGUGGAAACGGAUCUCCAAUACUGCAGAGUAUAGCCACAGAGGAUGCCCUGACAGCGACCUGGACGAGGACAUCGCUGACUGAAAAUGAAGUAAUUAUUUCUCCAUUGGGAUUUCUACAUACUCGUUCAAGCCAGUUAAUAUUUGAGGUACAUUGGAAUUGGGGGGAAAAGGGGGAGAAAUAACUUCUUCCUUCUGACCAAUGCAGAGACUUCUCUAGAAAUCGGAUUGGUAAAAAUGGGCAGGUCAAACAAAAACAUGCAGCUGUCUAUAAACCCAAAUAUUAAGUGAGGUAGUCUUUGUGCGUGACACAUUCCAUUAGUGUCAUUUCAGUAAAUGUGUUUCAAAAAAGGACUUGUUCAUAAACACCUGAAGCACAGAACGGGUUAACUUAGUGAGUAAAUCACAUUAGUUUAAUCAUAACUUACGUUAUAUGUAUAAUGUUCACUGACAUCAGUAGAAGCCAUGAGAAAAUAGAACGACCACACUGACACAGGACGACUGUUUGAUCGGGACAGUGGUGAUCUCUCUCUCUCCUCGUUUAAAGGGGGUGUAAUCGCAUAGGGGAUAACUGUGAAAUGAAACAUCAGUGACACUUCUAUUAUUGUGUAUGGUGUCUAUCAGUUCUUUGUGAAAAGCUGUAAAAGAACAUGGUGGCUUUCAAAUUAUGUGAACCGUGGUGUCCAUUGUUAUGUUUGCCUCAGCAGCAUCUUGAGUGUAUAUUAUGACGAGUGUCUACAUUAACCUGAAGUCCCACAAACAGUGUGAAUUGGAAACAAGUGGUUGGUUUUAUUUCUUAAUAUUUAUACAAUUUCUUGUAUUAAAAAAACAAAAAAGUAGUCCAGUGAUCAGUAUGAUUGU